This is a messenger RNA of Brassicogethes aeneus, 2486 nucleotides long. Lineage: Eukaryota; Metazoa; Arthropoda; Insecta; Coleoptera; Nitidulidae. The record is from the annotation of a GenBank genome assembly.
GUUUUUUAAAAGGCGGGAACAUGCGUGUAGGCGAUCAAUAGGCGUUUGCAUUACAAACUUUGUAAACAGUAGUAUCAAAACGACGGCAGGUGCCCUUCUCGCUGGUUCGUCGACCCUUCGCAUCGUGCGCUUAGCGCGCUUUUUACUCCCACAGAGCAGGGAGGAGUUUGCUGAUUAACAUUGCAGGGGUUGUUUUGAAAAAAUGUCGGGAAACGAUGUUAUUAGUGGUUAUUUGGACGUGAAAAUAUCUUCGAGAAGUAGAAGAGGCCUGACACCAUGGAAGGCAUGGCAGAAGCAGUGGUGUGAGAUCAGACGUCUAGACAGCAUUGAGAAUGGGGUUGAAAUGAAGUUAAAGUCCUCGCCAGAAGGUUCAGUUUUAAAUUGCGUUAUUUUGCCGAGAUCUUCAACAAUUUGUAGAACUGAAUCAAGAACAAAACAGUAUGCAUUUGGUGUAUUUACUUUAGGCAGAUAUCAAAAACCAAUAUUAUUUUUGUCUGGGAACUCUGAGAGUGAUUCACAAGAUUGGAUAUCUGAUAUAAGAAGAUUACUCUGCAUUGCAUCUUAUUUACCAGUCGGCGAAUCAAAUUUCCGCGUUUCGCUCAUCGACACAGCUCAUUCGAGGACCGCAGGCCUAUUCGGCUUGUACGGCGUGCUCGGCAUCAACUCCCAAGACAUCACCAUCAGCGACCCGUGCACAGGCGAACCGAAAAUCACGUGGCAAUGGUACCAAUUUCACCAGUUCCACCUGCAAGCGCCCGCGCAACCCAAAGACGACAAGAUGGUGGUGGUGAUGCACACGAGCGGAGAAUUUCCAGCCGGUCCUGGACAGCUCUACUUGUACUGCAAACAGGGCGUCAAACUGCUCAAUCACCUGGUGGGGCGCGGCAAGCGACCCAAACCGAGCCCCGGCCUGAUAUCAACGAAAAGACUGAGCCGCAGCGAGGGGGACCUUUGCGGCGGCGGCGGUGGCGGCAGCCACGGCCCCUGUCCCCCGGAUAGUCCAAUGUGCUUCAGAAGUCAGACGGGCAGCGAUGACUCCGGCGUGAGGGUUUCCAUCGCGUCCGACGACUCUGGAUACGUUUUGAAAGCGAAGACUGCAUCUAGUUUAGUUAGCAUAGGAAUGGCGCUGCUGACCAAAACUCCCGGCGGCAGCGAAAACAAUGACGACUCUGUGCCUGAUUUGACCAACAUUGAUGAGCAAUACUUAAAAUGUUCUUUACCAAGACGAGAAUCAGGAGUAUCUUUGGCAUCCGGUAUCUAUGAAGAAAUUCCCGAUGACUAUGUAACAAAAUCAAAGAAAAAAGAAAGUCACAUCUAUGAAAAUCCCUUGGAAAUGAUUUUGGACGGAAAAACAGGAAAGCAAUUCAAACCGCCACCUUUACCUCCCCGACGAAACGAACUAUCACCUGAUUGUAAUGAAGACAUGUUGCCAUGUGAUCUCCUCCUCAACUCGCCCAUAACUUUCAAGCAGCGUUGCAACACGUUGCCGGCCAAAGAUUUGGCGAGGAUGUCGCAGAUUUUCACCGCAGAAUCGGACUACGUGAUAAUGAGCCCGAGCAAAACGCUGGAAAAACCGAGAAAACCCUCGAUAUCCGAGAGUCUGUACAUGCCAAUGUCUCCAGUCAUCCAACUGAAGAACAAAAUCGUCGAAAGUUACUACAUGAGUAUGACUGGAGGAAAGAAAAAUUAACUAUGGUAUAUAUAAAGCUUGAAUGCUGUUGUUAUGUUAUGUUUUACGUCAGGCAGGUUUGCUUAACAAGAUAUUGUACUGUUAAAUGUAAAAAAAGUUUAAAUGAAACAAUACAUACAUAAAUUAUAUUUUACCAGUUUUUUAGUAUUGAGUUCAGAAACUUUUUUACACGUUUAACAGUAUAAUAAUAUUUAUUUUUCCGCACAAAUUAUAUGCAUUUAAGUUUUAUCAAUAACAAAAAACUUACAUAUCUUUUGUAACAAAAAUAUAUCAAUAAAGUACCAUGCUCAAAUUGCCCAAAGAUGAAGAUAGAAAGUACAAAAUACAAUUUAUUUCGAAGCUUUUGCUCAAGUUUAGAUCUCUUAGCUUUUGUACAGUAUCCUGGCAAAGUAAACCAAAAAGCAAUUUUAAAAGAUUGAAUUUAGAACCAAAUUUUUUACGCUAAUUAUUUUUUUUAGUUUGGUAAAUAUUGUAUAGAAUGUUGACUCUAAAACGCCUUUGCUUCUUGCCUUUUCAUUGUUAAGUGUUGUUGUUAUUUAAAUUGUUUGCUAGUUUUAAGUAAAGUCACCUCUAGGAAAAUUUUGGAUCAAUCAAUAAUGGAUUUUUUCUGCAAAUCUGUGAUAAUGGUUAAUUAAAUUUGAAAAAACUAUUAUGAGAAAUUAUAAUUUAUGGCCUAAAGAAAUGUUGCAUCUGGCUUAAUAAAAAUUGAUUGUAUCUGUGUGACUAAAAAAAUUGCUAUAAGAUUUUAUAUAUUUUCCUUUUAAUGUUAUUUUAUAUUUACCAUUUUUAAUAUUAA